UAAAUGCAGUGGAGUGAAAAGUAAAAUAUUGUCUUUUUAAAAAGUAGAAGUAUAAAACUAAAACGACAGUGGUAAGGUAGUAUAAAAAGUUAAUUUGUUUCAUUUAUUAUGUUGGUUACGCAGAUGGAUAUAUUAUUUGGUUACGCAGCAGCAUUUUAUUUUCGUCAAAGAUUUCCUUAGUUUGCGUUAUAUCGUCACUUCCGCUCACGCUGACUCCCCAGCUUGCAUCAUUUCUUGUCUUUCGGGGGCAGAUAACAUACGCCAUGGUGGAGCCAGUCCCUGAGUCCAUCAACUUUCCCUCUGAGGAGGAGAAGAUUCUGCAGUUGUGGCAAAAAAAGGAUUGCUUCCAGGAAUGCCUCAAACAGUCCAAGAACAGGCCCAAGUACACCUUCUACGAUGGCCCUCCUUUUGCCACGGGUCUACCCCACUAUGGGCACAUCCUGGCCGGCACCAUCAAGGACAUUGUUACUCGCUUCGCCCACCAGAGCGGCUUCCAUGUGGACCGGCGCUUUGGCUGGGACUGUCAUGGCCUGCCUGUGGAGUAUGAGAUUGAUAAGACUUUGGGGAUCAAAGGGCCUGAAGAUGUGGCCAAGAUGGGCAUUGCCGAGUACAACAAGCAGUGCAGAAACAUUGUCAUGAGAUACUCCACCGAGUGGGAGACUUCAGUGACGAGAAUGGGAAGGUGGAUUGACUUCAAGAAUGACUACAAGACUCUCUACCCAUGGUUCAUGGAGACCGUCUGGUGGGUGUUCCAACAGCUGUACGACAAGGGUCUGGUUUACCAAGGUGUCAAAGUCAUGCCUUUCUCCACUGCCUGCAACACACCCCUGUCCAACUUUGAGUCCCACCAGAACUACAAGGAUGUUCAGGACCCAUCUGUGAUUGUCACCUUCCCAUUGGUUGGAAAUGAGGAUGUGGCUUUGAUUGCCUGGACGACCACGCCCUGGACAUUGCCAAGCAACCUGGCCCUCUGUGUUAACCCGGAGUUCUUGUAUGUCAAGGUCAAAGACAACGCCACAGAGAAGACCUACAUUUUGAUGGAGGCCAGGCUUGCAGCUCUGUUUAAGUCAGAGAGCGAGUACACUAUCCUGGACAAAUUUCCCGGAAAGACACUGAAAGGGAAAAAAUACAAGCCUCUUUUCCAGUACUUUGCCAAGUGUGGGGAGCAAGGAGCGUUCCAGGUAGUGAUGGAUAACUACGUCAAGGAGGAAGAGGGCACAGGAGUAGUCCACCAGGCACCUUACUUUGGAGCUGAUGAUCACAGGGUGUGCACCGAAUACAAGAUCAUCCAGAGGGACCAGGCUCCUAUCUGCCCUGUGGACGCCUCGGGCUGCUUCACUUCAGAGGUCACUGACUUUGCGGGACAGUACGUCAAAGAUGCCGACAAGAAUAUCAUCAAGUGGCUGAAGGAGAAGGGUCGCCUCGUCAAUGCCAGCAGUUUCAAACAUAGUUACCCCUUCUGCUGGAGGUCUGACACGCCCCUGAUCUACAAAGCCGUUCCCAGUUGGUUUGUUCGAGUGGAGCACAUGGUUGAUAAACUACUGGACAACAACAGCAAAUGCUACUGGGUUCCAGAGUUUGUGCGUGAGAAGCGUUUCGGGAACUGGCUGAGAGACGCACGAGACUGGGCGAUUUCCAGGAACCGUUACUGGGGAACACCGAUCCCUCUAUGGGUCAGCGACGACUUUGAGGAGGUGGUGUGUGUAGGGUCCAUGGCUGAACUGGAAGAACUGACUGGAGUCAAAGUAACUGAUCUGCAUCGGGAGAGCAUCGACAGUCUGACAAUCCCAUCACGGUGUGGUAAGGGCGUGUUGCGGAGGGUCACAGAAGUGUUUGACUGCUGGUUUGAGAGCGGCAGCAUGCCUUACGCCCAGGCCCACUACCCCUUUGAAAACAGGAAGGAGUUUGAGGACACUUUUCCCGCAGAAUUCAUCGCUGAAGGCAUCGACCAGACGAGGGGAUGGUUCUACACCCUGUUGGUGCUCUCCACAGCGCUGUUUGGCAAACCGCCCUUCAAGAAUGUAAUUGUAAACGGAUUGGUACUUGCUAGCGAUGGACAAAAGAUGAGCAAGCGCAAGAAGAACUACCCAGAUCCAGGACUGAUAGUGCAGCACUAUGGAGCUGAUGCCCUCAGAUUAUACCUCAUCAACUCUCCUGUAGUGAGAGCAGAGAAUCUGCGUUUCAAAGAGGAGGGUGUGCGAGACGUGUUGAAGGAUGUCUUCCUGCCGUGGUACAAUGCUUAUCGCUUCCUGGUGCAGAACGUUCAAAGGUUACAGAAGGAGGAUGACAUUGAGUUCCUGUACAAUGAAAACACCGCAAAGCAGAGUGACAACAUCAUGGACAAAUGGAUUCAGUCCUUCACACAGUCCCUCAUCCAGUUCUUCAAGGCUGAGAUGGACGCUUACCGCUUGUACACCGUCGUGCCUCGCCUGGUCAAGUUUGUGGACAUGCUCACCAACUGGUAUGUGAGGACCAACAGACGCCGUCUAAAGGGAGAGAGUGGCACUGAGGACUGCCUGUGGGCGCUGGAAACCCUCUUCAGUGUUCUGUUCUCCAUGUGCAGGCUGAUGGCUCCCUUUACACCCUUCAUUACAGAGAUGAUGUACCAGAAUCUACGUCACCUCAUCGACCCCGCCUCUGUUGAAGAGAAGGACAGCAGCAGCAUCCACUAUCUCAUGCUGCCCCAAGUUAGGGAGAGGGUAAUUGACAAGCGCAUUGAGAGUGCUGUCUCUCAGAUGCAGUCUGUGAUUGAGCUGGGCCGAGUGAUCCGAGACAGGAAGACCCUUCCCGUUAAGUACCCAUUAAAGGAGGUGGUAGUUAUUCACCAGGACCCAGAGGCUCUGAAAGACAUUCAGUCCCUGCAGAAAUACAUCCUGGAAGAGCUUAAUGUGCGAAAGUUGACGAUGUCAACAGACAAGGACAAGUACGGCAUCCGUCUGAGAGCCGAGCCAGACCACAUGGUGCUGGGCAAGAGACUAAAGGGGGCCUUCAAAGCUAUCACUGCUUCUAUCAAGGAGCUCACCAGCGAACAGCUAGAGGCCUUCCAGAAGACAGGAUCCAUCAAGGUGGAUGGUCAUGAGCUUCAUGAGGAGGACCUGAGGCUCAUGUACACUUUUGACCAAAGCUCUGACUCAGCAGCACAGUAUGAAGCACACUCUGAUGCACAGGUGCUGGUGCUGCUGGAUGUCACCCCCGACCAGUCCAUGAUGGAUGAAGGCGUUGCCCGAGAGGUCAUCAACCGCAUUCAGAAACUACGCAAGAAGGGUCAUUUGGUGCCAUCAGAUGAGAUAACUGUGUACUACCGCUGCCAGCCAGAGGGGGAGUACUUGGGCUCUGUGAUCCAGGCUCACACUGACUUUAUCCUGGCUACCACCAAGGCUCCACUGUUGCCCUUUCCUGUCCCCAAGACUGCCAGCGUCAUCAUAGAAGAAAAGACUCAGCUGAAGGGCUCAGACUUGGAGUUAACCAUAGUAAAGGGAUCUUCCGCCCCUCGGCCUCCUCUAAAUGGACCAGCUUGCACCUAUAUGAACGUCAGGGUGAAGGUCAACAACAAAGAACAAGAGGGGGUGGUGCUGUUGGAGAACCCCAAAGGGGAUAACCGACUUGACUUGGACAAGCUGAAGAGAGUGUGCAGCAGCAUCUUUGGAACAAAUAACACCCAGCUCAGAUUCUUCAACGGCGGGACUGAGUUGACUAGCAAAAUGGACCUUCAGGCUUUGAGCGGUAAAACUUUGUCAGUGACUUCAGGCUCUUCCUCCCCUGGCCCCACCCCCACUACCGACACCCUCCUGUGUCCUUAUGUAAACCUGCUGCUCUGCAACGCACAACCAGCUGAGGGCCAGACAGGAGAGGUGGGCACCCUCCUGGUGGUGAACCCAGUGGGCCAAAAUGGGCUCGACUACUCAGGCCUGCUAUCUGAGGCUGCCAAAGUUUUCGGCCUCCGUGGCAGACGGCUCAAACUCUAUCUGGACCAGGACCUCACUGAGGAGCUGCCAGCUGAUUCAUCAGUAAAAUCAUUAGACACCAAAACUCUGUUUGUGAGAGUUCUUCCAACAACUGCCGAAGCAUAAAUCCAGAGAAGACCUCUUUUGGAACAUUUGUCUUAGAUGUCUCACAGGUUCCCUGAAUUAAGUUUUUUACCAGUAAAAUCCCACCAAUAACCCCUUUGAUGCACAGUGGAUUUAUGUCAUUUGUUUAGAUGUUUUUUUGGAAAUCCUAAUGCAAUGCAGGCUUGUCUGUCAAGUUCACAACUGUUAAUCCAUGGAGUCACUAUCACCCAUGUCUUGAAAUAUCUGAAGACGACUUCAGGCACAAAAUGAGCCUGCCGAAAGAGUUCUUGACAUUUGUAUUGCAAUGCAUUCCAAGAUGUGAGGAUAGCUCUUAUUAUUCAUCAUAUUUAGCCAAGACUUACAGUACUGUUCUCCCUGACACAGUUUCUUUCCGUCGUACUGUCUUUAAUUUGUCACCAAUUAUAAGUGACAGUUUCCUAAGAAAGCACAGUGUGUUGCUAGGCUAUAUUUAUUCUGGAAGAAGAGGAGAUUUACAUAAUAUCUACACUAGAAAGUUGACGCGCUUCAAGAACAGAAUGAUUGUUCAUACACAACAGCUGAAUAGACCCGCCUGAUAGAUGUGUAAGUGUGCUCAUGGAAAUUGGGAAUUGUCUGAAGGAGGGAAAGAAAUGCCAAAAUAAAGAUUGCAGGGACCUGUCUAGCCGUCAGUAUUACCAAUGGAUGUUUUGUCUUUAUUAUGCUAAUGAUAAAAAUUACGCAAGCUACUUCUCUUUAAGGGUUACUUGAGGUGAGCUUAGUCCAGAGUAAUUAUUGCUGUGGUUCAUAAUCGGGGAACCAAUUUGGCCCAUUGUGCUUACACACACUUGAAUUUCACAGAUAAACCUGCUCUGUUCAUUGCAUUGAGGAUUUGACUAUUGUAAAGGCAUUUAAAAGGUGAAAUGGAUUUCCGGGCUGCUGUACCUUAAGGACAAAAAGGUUCUCUAAUAAAAAGAGAAACAAAUCUAUAAUGUACUAUAUUAAGUGGCAAAUGGAAUAAAUCAAAGGUGACUAAUAAUCAA
Sander lucioperca (pikeperch) is the source of this 5068-nucleotide messenger RNA. RefSeq names its product isoleucyl-tRNA synthetase 1 (gene iars1). The transcript has 34 exons. NCBI's taxonomy places the organism in Eukaryota, Metazoa, Chordata, Actinopteri, Perciformes, Percidae. The record is from RefSeq and is a predicted model, not a curated record. Gene Ontology annotation, biological process: isoleucyl-tRNA aminoacylation. Gene Ontology annotation, molecular function: aminoacyl-tRNA deacylase activity; tRNA binding; isoleucine-tRNA ligase activity. Bases 264 to 4070 code for a protein of 1268 amino acids.